Molecule: messenger RNA, 2274 nt
Organism: Penicillium nucicola
Lineage: Eukaryota; Fungi; Ascomycota; Eurotiomycetes; Eurotiales; Aspergillaceae
Exons: 2
Coding region: 1-2274 (757 amino acids)
Source: RefSeq, a predicted model, not a curated record
AUGUGGAAGGCUUCGCUGUUGCUGGCAUUAUCGUGCGUAGCCACCACUUCGGCCCUACCAUCACAACCCGCAGAUCACCUCAACCAGGGCGAUUCGUGCCCGGUGAAUGAGGCCGAAGACAACAUUGGCGAUCUGGUUCGCUUGAUCAGAAAAUGUGAGGAAGGCCGUUCUUUCUGUGGUGAUCUCAUUCAUGAAAAAUGUGAGGUUGUCACCAAAAUCAAGACGGUGACUCCAGCACCAAAGACUGUCCAUAUCACGGAGACUAUUACCGACCAUCCUCACCAAGUGACAAAGACUUCCACCAAUUUCAUUACUUCGACAAUUGUGAAACCGCCCACUAGCACGACUACGCUUCAUACUACUUCAACUUUGACUCACACUGUGCCUUUGACGGCCACUGACUUGUCCACCCUGACAACUACUGAAAUUUUCACUUUCUUCUUGACCGAGCCCGACUAUGAAACAAUCACAGUACCUGUGACUAGUUUCAUAACAAACACAGUCACCAACGAAAUCACUGAUUAUGCUGCUGCCACAAUCACUGAGUCCUUUACGGAUACCACCACUGAAACUUUCACGAAUACUAUUACCGACUACUCGACAGCCUACGUCACAGCAUUCAUUACCAACCUUGCAAACGAAUAUGUCACCAACCUUAAUACAAAUGUUGCUACUGCUACUGUCACCAACUUCCAUACCGACACUGUGACUCUUUCGUUUACUGAUACUGCCACCACAACGGCCACCGAAACUAUCUUAUCCACCAAUACGCAAGAGGUCGAUGUGACUGCAACAAACACCCAAUUCGACACAACUAUCCAGACCGAUUUCGUGACGACAACUAACACGAUCCCCGUGACAGCCACAGAUUAUACAACCGCGACCAUCACUUCCGUCCAGACGGAUGGUGUCACUGUAACGACAACUACCGUGGCUACAGUAGCUCCCGCCAAGAGAGAUGUGAUCAACGAGCGUGGUGUGUUAAUCACUCCAUCACUCCUGAAGGGUAUUCAUGCCACUCAUCUCUCGCGCGCAUGUUCGCUCCUCUUUGAUGAGGAUCGAGGCUCGACGGUGUAUAGCACCAAGACUGUUGCUACACCAACAAUUACUAAGGCGGUUACAACCCAUACCGUGGCUCCCGGGGUACACACUGUUUACAUCACCAAAUUUACAACUGAAUUUGUUACAAAGAGGGCACCCGUGUUGACUACCGUCAAGACCGACACUGUUACCACCGAUGUCACAAAGACCGUGACCAUUAUGGAAACCUCAACUGUCACUGCCUCUUCGACAACCACUGCCACCGAUAUUUCCACAGUGACAGUGACCGUUGAUAGCCCUACCACGGAAACCGAUGUUGUGACUGCCACAGUGACCAGCGACGUGACAACCUUGACAACCGUGGACGUAACAGCCCAGGAGACUGCCUCUGUGACUGAGAAUGUUACUCAAGAUGUGGUAGCCACUGCCACAACCGAUAUCACAACUAUUCAAACCAAUACAGACACCGUCGAUAUCACAACAAGCCAGACAACUACCACAACUGCCGAUGUUACCGCCACUGAAACAGCAUCUUUGACAGUCACAGAGACCUCAACAACAACUGUUGACGUUACCGAGGUAGCAACGAUCACCUCAACAUCGUCAUUCACAGUCACUACCACAGUACCUAUCACUCUUCAAAGCACGAUUGCCAACACAAUCGAUGUCACCAGCACUGCCUUUACUACGUCAAUUAUUGACGUGACUGUCACUCAAACAGUCUCAUCAACCACAACCACCACCGUUACCUCAACCGUCACCAGCUCCCCAACCUGUGGUGUAAACGUCGUCUCGAAUCCAGGUUUCGAAGACACAGCUUCCGGUGGCACGUCCCUCUCUCCUUGGACAUACUCUUUCACAGGUAGCGGAAAGUACAUGUAUGUCGCUGGUGUCAACACUGCUUACGCAGUCGAUCUGUACACAAACACUGUCGGCACAAGCACAUCAAUGCUCAAGCAGGUGAUUCCCACCGUCGUGGGAAAGACAUACACCAUUUCACUUUACCACUUAUUAUUGAAUGGAAACACCGCCUCAGUUCUACAAUUUUCAUUCGACAACGCCAACUCAAACAUCUACAGCAUCAGUAUUGGAUCCGCAGUUAAGAGCACCUGGAAAGUUUUCCAAGGCACUUUCGUGGCUUCAUCUUCAUCCACUACGUUUUCCGUCAAGUUGACUACGUCAACGAUUGCGUCGGCAUAUAUCGAUGGAGUUUCUAUUGUGACACCAUGUUAA